Myxocyprinus asiaticus (Chinese sucker) is the source of this 2930-nucleotide messenger RNA. It is a transcript of the gene dzip1l, whose product is annotated as DAZ interacting zinc finger protein 1-like. Gene Ontology annotation, biological process: cilium assembly. The record is from RefSeq and is a predicted model, not a curated record. The transcript is spliced from 16 exons. Lineage: Eukaryota; Metazoa; Chordata; Actinopteri; Cypriniformes; Catostomidae. Gene Ontology annotation, cellular component: cytoplasm; ciliary basal body. Bases 187 to 2493 code for a protein of 768 amino acids.
CCCGCCUAUCAGCAACAGUCGCCAGCUGUUACAGUAACCUCUUCCUUCACUCUUUACCUUCACUUUUUACUUUCAAACUGACAUCAUGUAUUGUUCCGGUUUUCUUCUUUUAACUUGAAUCUUGAAACUGAGCCUCUUUAUAGGAAUCAACAUAUCCAUUCAUUUGUCCAUCCCAAACCUUUCACCAUGCUUGGUCAGCUCUUUCCCGGUGAGCCCUAUUCCACUCUGUCCAACACACCUUCCUGGAUCCCAGCACCCCACCCUCAGCUCUUUCGCUCACGCUCUGAGUCUGUAGACUGGAGGCGUCUUGCUACCCUUGAUGUGGACCGGGUUGCACGGGAAAUAGAUGUCGGUGUGCUUCAGGAUUUCAUUACAACCGUAACGUUCUGUGAUGUGGUGGGUGAGUGUUGUCCGAACUGCCGUGGGCCUGCUGAUCCUUCUUUGAUCAAACUGCUCCGAAUGUCCCAGCUGAGCACAGAGUUCCUGCUCCACUGUCAAGAUUUCCUGGGCUCUCAGCUGUCAGGACUGGAGGAGCGUCUGCAGGGGAUGCUCUCUCAGGCCCAGCGAGAGGGAGAACAACGAGUAGAACUAGAGAAAAAACUGCAGGAAACCAAGGUGGAGAUGCGGCAAAAAAAGAAGUUGAUCGCCACUCAACAGCUCCUCCUGCAGGCCAGCUCUAAUAAUUUUCACAAGUGCCAUUUCUGUGAAAAAUCAUUUGUUAAUUACUCCUACUUACAAGCACAUGUUCAGCGACGACAUCCUGAGGUCACAGAUGCAGAGAGGCAGAAGAAGAGGCAGGUAGAACAGAUGGAGGAUGGGAUAGAAGAGCUGAAAGAGAGACUAAGAGUGAUGCAGAUGCAGCUACAGGCAGAGAGAGAAAUGGACAGUUUGAGGCAACAGCAGGAGCAAGAGAAGCAGCUAAGAAGAGAACAGUCAGAGAAAGAAGCUCUGGACAGAUGGAAAGAGGAGGAGAGAAGAAAUUUUCAGCAGGAAAUUGGGGAGCUGAGACAGCUCUUUUUCCAGGAAUCUAAAGAUAUGGCAAGCAAGAACACAUCCAUAGAGGCUAAACUACUGGAGUUGCAAAAUAGAGAGGUGGAUGCAUUAAGCAAUGUUUACAAGAACAAAAGCUUUCAAGAAGAGAGCGACCACGAGAAAAAAAGAAGAGAAAACAGAGAGAAAGAGCUAAAAGAGAGAAUGGUCCAGAAGAAAAGUGAAUGGAGGAAGAAGUUUCAGGAAGCACAGAAAAGACACCAGCAGGAGAAAGAGGAGCUGCAGAGUGAGAAUGCCAGGCUUCUGAAGGCCGUGUCUGUGAAGCAGAACUCUGGCUCCAGUCUACAGAAACUCCAACAGCAGGUUGUAUCUCUCUCCUCUCAGCUGAGACAGAAGGACAGACUCAUCAAAUCUCAGGAGGCGAAGAUUAAAAAACUGUCAGCCAUGUCUGUAGCAGUUCCAGUGGUUUCUCAGAAUGCCCAAGAUUCUCCUGAGGAAAAAGAGGAAGAAGAUGCAGAGAGCCUGGAGGACUCAGGAGAAGCCCAGUGGAAGAUUCUAGAAUCAUUCACUGAAAACCCAGAGCUGAUGAGAGAGCUUAGAACCAUCGUAGAAGAAUUGCUGGAGGAAAAACUGGAGAAAAUUGGACUGUGGAAGGGUACCAAGGGCAUCUCAAAGCAAACUUUUAAGAGUCUGAGUGCUCUGUUGACUGGUCAGCGGCUGCAAAGAUCCAGACAGCAGCCAGACCUUCAGAACCUUAGGGACAACCUGGCACAUGAGGUCACCAAGCGUGUAAAAGGCCUACAGAAGAGCCAGGGGAAAUCAGCGCCCAGCACUUUGAAACAGAGAGAAAAGAAAAAUUCAACCCCAGUGAAGAACAAAAGGCUUAGAUCCAGCUCAAAGCCAUCCAUUCAAAGAGCCAAAACCCAGCAGUCACAAGCACUUACUCCAAUACCCACCCCACGCUCCAGAGCACCUCCUCAGGUUCAGACUCCACCAAAACGGCAAAAAAAGAAUAGCACACCUCCUUUCAGUUCAGAGGAGGACGAGUCAGUUGAGAACAGCACCUACAUCACCAGCUCUCGGGGCAAGCCCUCCCCCUCAGUGCGACUUGUCCAAUCAGGCUCACUGCUUAACCCAACUGCUGAGCUUGAUUGGUCAGAUAGCGAAGUUUCAGAGGCAUCAGGCUCACCCAAACUCCUCAAAGCUCCCAGUCCACAUGGUUUUGUUGUCCAAACUCUGACAAGAAGCUUGGAAAGACAGCUAAGCAAACCAGUCAAUAAGCCUGUGGGCGGGACUAGAGUUUUGCCACCAGCCUCCGACCCCUCCCCUCGCCCCACCAUUGUAAAGCAGCGAGCGCUACCUGAUGAGGAGAGUGAUUUGGAGCUGUCUUCCAUAGAGGAGCUCAUAGCUCCCCCAGCAGGUGUGCAGAGGAGUUCAGAGGUGGGUGGGACCUCAGGAACCAGCGUAUGGAGCUCUGCAGCCAGCAGAGCUGGGGCGUGGUGAAGUGUGAUGGCACUUGAAUUCUUUUCAAACAAAUGCACAUUUUUACUGCAAACCGAACUUCUCACAUAGACUCACAUAAAAUACACAAAAACAAAAGCCAUAAUUAAAGGGCUUAAUGCAAUAAGAAAUAAUUGUCCCCACAAAUUGCAGCCAAAACAAUCAGCUAUGACAUAACCUUCAAGUACUUUGUUUUUGUAAAUGGUGCACUAACUUAAUAAUGCCAAAUGUAGUUCAUAAUGUGCUUCAUUUUUAGCAGCCAAUCAAGAAUACAAAUUUGUAUUAGUGUAUAUGAGCCAUUUUUUACUGUUACACCAUGUCCUAACCAGACACGACGCGAUACAAUUCCGGAAACAAGCAGUUUGUCUGCACACUGGAUGGGACAUGGCACAACACCACUCCUAUACUUAAAUGACUAAUAAAAUAAAAAUCAGAACAUG